AUGUCCGAAUCGAAUAUUUGUAACCGAGAAAAUUUUAUGGUCAGCUUCGAAGGUUUCAGCAGCCAGUUGGUCAACAUUCUAGAAGCCUACCAAGUGGACCAGGAUGACGCCUUACUAACCGGCUUUUUGUCGUUUGUACACUCAAAGCUGGAAAAAUGUAUCCAGGAAUCGAUAAAUGAAAGGCUUUAUCCUCAUGAAGCACCUACAAUGGGAAUUAACAAGGCCAGGGACAAUUUUACCAGGGACGAUAAAAAUGGCGAAGAAGAUGCAGAUCUUAGUAUCUUGCUUGAUUAUCUAUGGAGAAAUGUUCACUAUCCAAUUUUUAAGUUUUUCCAAUCUUGGAGAGGCAUUCUGGUACCGGUCAAUGCAAAGACAAAUCCACGUUUUGUUGAAUUUCGAAAAAUGAAUGCGAAACUCACCAAAGUAUUCAAAUGUAUUCACAAAUUUUACUACUUGCUGCUUGAAAGUAUGUUUAAAAAUUAUGAUACUUCGGAAGUAGUACCAAGUGAGGUUGCAAAGUUGUUGAAUAUUAAAUUAGAGCAUCAAAGUAACGUGCCUGUACUAAAUGCAGAGAACCCACUAACCAUUACAGUGGUUGUAUUAAUUCACCGAUCUUUGGUUUACCUCGGGACUUGUCACCGUUAUAAGCAAAUUUGUGAGAAUUCCUCUAAUAAUUUUGAAAUUCAGGUUUUCAAAAAGUCUCAGAGAUAUUAUCGUUUCGCUUCGUUAGUUUUACCCUCUGUUGGGGAAAGCAGCUUACAAGAGGGGUUGAUAUAUAUCCAAACAAAGAACUUUGGGUAUUCCACAUACAAAUUCAUGAGAAGUAUUUUAUCGAGAUUACCCAGUCGUGCCGGAAUGCCAAAUUUCAUUAGUACUGUUUGUGAAAAAAGAAGUACAACUUUUCAACAAAUAGCUAAACUUUUACAAGAUUUGAAGAGGUUUGAAACGGAUAAAAAAAGAAUUAUUAACAGCGAAAUAAUCGAAAUGUAUUUUCUGGUUUUAUUUGGUGCACAUGUUGCCCCUAAGGUUUGGAAAUCUGAGGAUGAAACAUUGGCUUUUAACGGAGUGAGUUUAUUGCACUAUAAAAAUGUUCUCUAUGAUCGGAUAUCCACGAGAUAUGUUAAAAAUAUAUCGCUGAUAAUGCAAAAUUUGAUCUUAUUGAUAGGUGGAUUUGAUGUUUUAUUAAUGUUGGAUUCAAAUGAAAACAAGAAACGUACGCUUCAAGAUUUGAAUCCGGCAGACGUCCAAUAUUUGACUUUUGCUUGUGAGUACAUGAGUCUUUUGAUAAACAAUGUCAUAAUGACUGAGUGGGAUAAAUGCGAUUCUAGUGAAUAUCUAGCAAUGGUACGAAUUAUUGUAUGUUGGCUGAAGUCAAAUAGAAUUGCUCUACAUUUUGCGCAUCGUGCCCACAACUUAUGCUCAGCAAUUUCGCGAUUAAUCAAUGCCAUUCUCAAGAGUGAUAUUAUCCAAAACGGUGGGUGGUCUGAUCACAGACCCAAGAGAAAUUAUUUUUUUGAUGAGGAUGUUCUCUUGAAGGAGUUCAAGUCUGUCAAAUUUGUGUUGACGGAUUUUAGAGAUGACGAAAUCUACAAAAUGGAGGAUUCUUCGGAAAGAUUAGCCGGAAUGCUGAAGACAAGACUGUCUUUGAAAGAAGAAAAUCUUUUGAGAAUACAAGCAAUAGUAGUUUCCGGAAAGAAAUUCCUGAUGAAGAAUGCAUGUGAUAUAAAAUGGGCCAAUGAUCAGUUUAUUAAAGUGCCCAAGAAGACUGAUGAGAGGUUUAAAAAAAUGGACAAUCACUCCGAUGGAGGUAAGACAAGUUACUCGGCUGUGGCUAAGAAAUCGAUUUCUGUUCGUGACUUGGAAGCAAAAUUGCAAGAACAGAACAAGUCGGAUGGCCGCGGAUAUAGCGGAUCCUCUGUGCCCGUGGCUCCUGCGAGCUUCAAUGUAAAGCCCAGUUCGUCAUUUACAGAUUCACGUAGUGACGUAUCAGGCACAUCAGCUGGGACUACCUACGCUCCAUCGCCCUAUAUGCAGGCUUCGCCUGCUGCUUUGCCACAUACGAGGAUCGAACACGCCAACUAUAUGCAAUACUGGGCUCAAGGUUAUCAACCAGGGAUGGUCUAUAAUGGCAUGAUGGUACCUUUCUCUCAAGUACCUACAAUACAGCAACCACCACCAGGAUUGGGUGCACCACAGUAUUCAUAUCCUAAUCAAAAUGGUGUGGCACAGAUACCUUUAGGAGGGUAUGUGUAUCCGCCAAAGAUGAACUGA
Messenger RNA from Lachancea fermentati, 2271 nucleotides. The record is from the annotation of a GenBank genome assembly. NCBI's taxonomy places the organism in Eukaryota, Fungi, Ascomycota, Saccharomycetes, Saccharomycetales, Saccharomycetaceae.